Limulus polyphemus (Atlantic horseshoe crab) is the source of this 1323-nucleotide messenger RNA. RefSeq lists its product as uncharacterized. Gene Ontology annotation, cellular component: chitin-based extracellular matrix. The record is from RefSeq and is a predicted model, not a curated record. The transcript is spliced from 3 exons. Gene Ontology annotation, molecular function: structural constituent of chitin-based larval cuticle. Lineage: Eukaryota; Metazoa; Arthropoda; Merostomata; Xiphosura; Limulidae. The coding region runs from base 41 to 967 and encodes 308 amino acids.
UUCUAGGACAAAUCUAUGUAUAUAAAGUAGGAGAUGUUUAAUGUUUUGGCGUUUAUAUUUUUUUAUUUGUACGAACACUGCAAAGAAGAAACAGGUAUACUUCUUUAUAUCACGUUUGAAAAUGAAUGUUUCGGGAUUACUCCUAUGGCUUCUCUGGGCAUGUGCAGACCGCAGUUACGGUGCUUCCUUAGGUUACCACGACGCUACUGGACUGUAUGGUUAUGCUAGUGACACUUAUGCUUCAGAAGUUCAAGAAGUGCCACAACCAUACGACUUUGGUUAUCAAGUAAAAGACGAUUAUGGAAAUUCACAGUCGAGACAGGAAGCUGGCGACGAUUACGGGAACAAAGUAGGUUCCUAUAGCUACAGGGAUGCGUACGGCAUUUAUCGCAAGGUAGAGUACGUAGCGGAUGCUGACGGUUUCAGAGCUAAAAUCAAGACCAACGAGCCAGGCACAUCUAACGACUCCCCAGCCGAUGUGAGCAUCGUAGCUGAGGAACCUGUUGCAACGUAUCAAACAACUGCUCAAGAUAUCAGCGAAUCUCGCCCAUACCAAUACGACAGCUUUCCAGUUGUAGUUAACCCUUACGCUUCAGUUAGAAGAUCUUAUAUCACCCGUAUCAGACCAACUCAGUUGGAUCACCCACAGGAACCAAUUUAUACCAUUGCCCAAGACGUACCUUAUACACCAGAAACCGGUGUGGUCUUUCCAAAUUCAGUAGCUGUUCCUGACGGCCACCACGUUCUUCGGCCCGUCCACACCACAGGAAGUAAUAAUAUUUUUAUACAGACACCGCAAUACUUUCCGAACGUAGCAGGUCAAGAACAGGUUUUUGAGUCUCGCCUGUACGAGAAGCCUCUUCAGACGUUCGAACCCGAUUAUGGUUCGAAAUAUAACGAUCUCAAUGUAUACGCAGCUGAAAUUCAAGAAAGAAAAACCAAAUUACCGACAUAUCAGGACAAAUAACCAUUACAUUUUUUUACCCGAGUUUUUACGAAUUUGGCGUUUUGGAAUCAAGAAAUAUAUGUUUGUUAAACAAAAUUAAUUUUUACUUACUAUUUUGUCCUUAUAUGAGGAAUUUGGAAUUUGUCAAGAUUUCUGCUACUUCGUAAACUUUGCAUUUUAAGAACUUUAAUGUACUAACUCAUAAAUUUUGUCUAUGUUAGAUAUCCUGAUGUAUUUACGGUGUCUUUAAGAUAAUAUGUUAUUCUUUUUUCAUUUCUAAAAUGCACCAACUAUUAUUGAUGUAAUGUUUUUUUGUAACCCAGAAAGGUUUGAAAAACUCAUUUGAUAAGUGUAGUGAUUAUGUUGUACGGUAUUAA